AUGGGGUUCUUCGCCGGCUUCUGCAGCGGAUUUGCCCUGACCAGCUCCGUCCUAUUCAUUACCGUCCAAGUCCACCGCACAAACCGUCUGGAACAGCGUCGGGCGAUCCGUGAACAAGUCGAUCAGAUUAACUGGCUCGCCUCCUCCGCCGGCGCAUAUGACCGUCGCUUUGCUCCACAAGAUAUUCCCCGACGAUUGGAGGAUCGCUUGCAUAAGCGGGAUGAACAAGUUACCAUGAAAGAGGUUUUGAAGCAUCGGUGGAACCAAGAGGUGGAAAAAGUGGCCAAGAAAGCACACGAGACUCGAUGGGAGGACGUACGAGACACAGCAGUCAAUGGAUGGAGGUCCGCCACAAGCCUUUUCAAGAAAGAGUGA
Penicillium verhagenii is the source of this 375-nucleotide messenger RNA. Its product is annotated as MICOS complex subunit Mic12 family protein. The coding region runs from base 1 to 375 and encodes 124 amino acids. NCBI's taxonomy places the organism in Eukaryota, Fungi, Ascomycota, Eurotiomycetes, Eurotiales, Aspergillaceae. The transcript is spliced from 2 exons. Gene Ontology annotation, biological process: cristae formation. The record is from RefSeq and is a predicted model, not a curated record. Gene Ontology annotation, cellular component: mitochondrial crista junction; MICOS complex.